Molecule: messenger RNA, 393 nt
Organism: Metschnikowia bicuspidata var. bicuspidata NRRL YB-4993
Lineage: Eukaryota; Fungi; Ascomycota; Pichiomycetes; Serinales; Metschnikowiaceae
Product: 40S ribosomal protein uS8
Exons: 2
Coding region: 1-393 (130 amino acids)
Biological process (GO): translation
Cellular component (GO): cytosolic small ribosomal subunit; ribosome
Molecular function (GO): structural constituent of ribosome
Source: RefSeq, a predicted model, not a curated record
AUGACGAGAACUUCUGUUUUGGCCGACGCCUUGAACGCUAUCAACAACGCUGAGAAGACCGGCAAGAGACAAGUCUUGAUCAGACCUUCGUCCAAGGUCAUCAUCAAAUUUUUGCAGGUCAUGCAAAAGCACGGCUACAUUGGCGAGUUCGAGUACGUCGAUGACCACAGAUCCGGCAAGAUUGUUGUGCAGUUGACCGGUAGAUUGAACAAGUGCGGUGUCAUCUCGCCAAGAUUCAACGUCAAGAUCGGCGACAUUGAGAGAUGGACCGACAACUUGUUGCCUGCCAGACAGUUCGGUUACGUGAUCUUGACCACCUCUGCCGGUAUCAUGGACCACGAGGAGGCUAGAAGAAAGCACGUGUCGGGCAAGAUUUUGGGGUUCGUGUACUAG